This is a messenger RNA of Lodderomyces orthopsilosis Co 90-125, 1452 nucleotides long. It is a transcript of the gene GCD2, whose product is annotated as translation initiation factor eIF2B subunit delta. The record is from RefSeq and is a predicted model, not a curated record. NCBI's taxonomy places the organism in Eukaryota, Fungi, Ascomycota, Pichiomycetes, Serinales, Debaryomycetaceae. Bases 1 to 1452 code for a protein of 483 amino acids. The transcript has a single exon.
AUGGCUGACACUGCAGUUCAGGCAAAACCGGCCGAACCGGAAGGAGAGAAGAAUUUAUCGAAUAAAGAACUCAAGGAGUUAAAAAAGAAGGAAAAGGCGGCAAAAAGAGCAGCUCAAAAAGAGAAAAAUGGUAUCACAGUAGAGCAACAACGACAACUAGCGGAUGAGAAAAAGAAGCUGUCACAGUCUGCAGCAUCCAACACUGCUUCUAAUUUAAAGAAGCAGUUGAAUCAGACUCUUAUAAUAACAGAUAAGAAGGUGCCACAUUUGUUUGGACACUUAGAAACACGCGAACAAAGGAACGCAUCAUCACCAGCUAUUUCGCACAUUGUGCAUCCAGCAAUCAUUGCCUUGACGUUGAAGUACUCGAGUUAUAAUGUUGUGGGAUCACUGUCGAGAUUGGUCAAUAUGCUUCGUGUGUUUAAACAAGUCAUUGCGGAUUAUAAAACGCCGGAAAAUACUACACUAACAAGACACUUGACCGGUCAUUUGUCGCAUCAAAUUGAGUUUCUCAAGUCUGGAAGACCAUUGUCAGUGUCCAUGGGAAAUGCCAUAAGAUGGUUGAAGCAAGAAAUUUCUCAUGUUUCAAUUGAUAUCUCUGAAUUACAAGCAAAAGAGUUGCUCUGUCAAAAAAUUGAUGAUUUUUUGAGAGAAAAGGUUGAACUUUCGGAUCAGUUGAUUGUCGAGAGCGCGGCAAAGCAUGUUACCAGCGGAGCCACUAUCCUAACCUAUGGCCAUUCUCAAGUAUUGGAAGAACUUUUCAAGUUUUGUGCUGUAGAACAAGGUAAAAAAUUUAACUUGGUUAUAGUGGAUUCAAGACCCUUAUUUGAAGGAAAGAAGUUGUUACGACAUCUACUGCAAACAAAAUCUACGGAUUCUUUAGGAGAGGAAGUUCCAAUAACUCAGAAGUACAUCACCAUUCACUACGUUUUGCUCAAUGCAUUGUCGUCAACGUUAUUGGACGACGUUGACUGUGUUUUCUUGGGUGCGCAUGCUAUGCUCUCCAAUGGUCGUUUAUUUUCAAGAGUUGGUACUGCAAUGAUUGCUAUGAUGUGCCACACAAGGAACAUUCCUGUGUUGACAUGUUGUGAGUCGAUAAAGUUUUCUGAUAAAGUUCAAUUGGAUUCGGUAACAAGUAACGAAUUAGCAGAUCCAAAUGAUUUGAUAAACAAUACCAAUAGUAGAAAGCCGCCUCAAAAAAAGACUUUUGCUUUGGAGCAGUUCUUGAAACAGUCAAACUUGGAAAAAUCAAAGGAUAAAAAGGAGAGCUUUGAUGAGACUAAGAAUGUGGAUGAGCCAUUGCAAAACUGGAAAACCCUUCAAGCGUUGAACAUUUUGAACAUAAUGUACGACUUGACACCUCCAGAGUAUAUAAAUAAAGUGAUUACUGAACUUGGUGCUUUGCCACCAUCAUCUGUUCCUGUCAUUUUGCGUGAGUAUAAAAGUACAUAA